Molecule: messenger RNA, 1347 nt
Organism: Meloidogyne enterolobii
Lineage: Eukaryota; Metazoa; Nematoda; Chromadorea; Rhabditida; Meloidogynidae
Source: the annotation of a GenBank genome assembly
UUGUACUUAAUUUAUUUAAAUCACCCUCGGUUACUUAAAAUGAUUGGUGGAUUGUUUGUCUAUAAUCACAAAGGAGAAGUCCUUAUUUCUCGUAUUUAUCGAGAUGAUGUUAAUCGAAACGCUGUUGAUGCUUUUAGAGUUUCUGUUAUUCAUGCUAGACAACAGAUUCGUAGCCCAGUCACAAAUUUGGCGCGCACUUCCUUUUUCCAUAUUAAACGAGGAAAUGUUUGGGUCUGUGCUGUUACUCGACACAAUAUUUGUGCUUCGAUGGUUUUUGAAUUUAUGAAUAGGUUUGCUGAUACAAUGCAGUCAUAUUUUGGAAAAUUGAAUGAGGAAAAUGUUAAGAACAAUUUUGUGUUGAUUUAUGAAUUGCUGGACGAAAUACUUGACUUUGGCUACCCCCAAAAUACAGACCCUGGUGUUCUCAAAACAUUCAUUACACAACAAGGAGUGCGAACAGCGACUAAAGAAGAACAAGCUCAAAUAACGUCUCAAGUUACUGGACAAAUUGGGUGGCGACGUGAAGGCAUUAAAUAUCGAAGAAAUGAAUUAUUUUUGGAUGUUAUUGAAUAUGUAAAUUUGUUGAUGAGUCAACAAGGUCAAGUCCUUUCUGCACAUGUUGCCGGCAAAGUAGCAAUGAAAUCUUAUUUGAGUGGUAUGCCCGAAUGUAAAUUUGGAAUUAAUGACAAGUUGACAAUUGAAGGGAAGGGACGAGCUGGAAGUGAAGAACCUAAUAAAUCAAAUCGUUCUUCUGUUGCAAUAGAUGAUUGUCAAUUCCACCAGUGUGUUAAACUGACCAAAUUUGAUACAGAACAUGCAAUAAGUUUUAUUCCGCCAGAUGGUGAAUAUGAAUUGAUGAGAUAUCGAACUACAAAAGACAUUCAAUUACCUUUUCGAGUUAUUCCUCUUGUAAGAGAAGUUUCUCGAAAUAAAAUGGAAGUGAAGGUAGUCAUUAAAUCCAACUUUAAACCUUCUUUACUUGCCCAAAAAAUUGAAGUUCGUAUCCCAACGCCGCCAAAUACUAGUGGAGUUCAACUUAUUUGUAUGAAAGGAAAGGCUAAAUACAAAGCUGGAGAGAAUUGUAUUUGCUGGAAGAUAAAACGAAUGGGAGGAAUGAAAGAAUCACAAAUUUCUGCUGAAAUUGAUUUACUUAAUACUGGGACAGCCGAAAAGAAAAAGUGGAAUCGACCUCCUGUUUCUAUGAAUUUUGAGGUUCCAUUUGCUCCGUCUGGUUUGAAAGUUCGUUAUUUGAAAGUGUUUGAACCAAAAUUGGGUUAUUCCGACCAUGAAGUUGUUAAAUGGGUUCGUUAUAUUGGAAGAUCUGGACUUUAUGAGACACGUUGUUGA